Marasmius oreades (fairy-ring Marasmius) is the source of this 2374-nucleotide messenger RNA. RefSeq lists its product as uncharacterized. The record is from RefSeq and is a predicted model, not a curated record. NCBI's taxonomy places the organism in Eukaryota, Fungi, Basidiomycota, Agaricomycetes, Agaricales, Marasmiaceae. The transcript is spliced from 16 exons. Bases 728 to 2374 code for a protein of 548 amino acids.
CUUCCUUCUAAACCCCUACGAUCUCUCUUUCCUAUUUUCUUCAUUCUCUUGCUUUGAAGCCUAGAUUGUGUUCUUUAAUUCGUUCUUUCCUUGCACUGUCGCAGGGAAUCGAUAUCGCCCCGGAAUUUCGUCAGGGUAACCACAAAUUCAAACAGCGGCUGAGGAUGGAUUUUCACGCAUAUUUGAGUGGCGUAUGGAUGUCGCAGGAGAUGUCGAAAGGCGAUCGGGAGGGCGCUUAUAUUAACGGGUUCCGCGAGUUGAUCAUGAGUUCCGGGAACCGGUUUAGCCAGAUGGAACUUUCAAACUCGCCAUACACAGUUCGGACUAAACUUCCACAUAGCGGCCAUGAUCGAUUGAUCCUUCAAUCUGUUGCCCACAUCUAUCCCCAGUACUAUCAGGGUUCAGGAAUUUUGGCGUUCCAGUCUACCUGACCAUACGUCGGCGGGCACGGAAACUGUAUAGAAACGUGUGUUGUUCUCGCUUCGUAUUGGCAGUUAAACACACUGGUCCGAAGAAAAUUGUGAAUGAUAGAAGCUUUGCAAUUCAUAGGGUGGCUCCAGCGCGUCCGAACACCAAACUCUGUUGCUCUUGGUCGGUUAAGGUCGUGGCAGUUGGAACUCUCGAUAACACAAGCGAAAUCCGGAACUAAAACCCACAACACAUUUCCCCUUAUAAGCUGCGAGAUGGAUUCCCAGAAUACUUGGAGUUCCCUUCCUAGCUUUUGGCCAUGCAUCUCGGGUUGUGGGCUGUCGCCUUACAGGCAUCCAUCGUCCUCGCGGCUUCUCUUGCAGGGCCAACAGUCAAGCUAGACUCCGCUACAGUCACUGGCACAUCAUCCGGAAGCGUCUCGAGAUUCCUAGGGAUUCCUUUCGCCAAACCACCAACCGGGGACGGGCGAUUCCGUCUUCCUGAAUCAAUCGACCCAUAUUCGACUUCCUUCAGUGCGACGUCUAUGGGUCCAGCCUGUCCUCAGCAAUCAGUGAAACUCCCUGAUCUCACUGGACUUCCUGCCGACGCGGCUGACUUCGUUACGAACUCGAUAUAUGGGGCUACUUUCCCAGAUGAUGAAGAUUGUCUGACUAUCAACAUCAUCAAACCUGCCAAUGCAACUCCCACCUCAGCACUUCCCGUUGUUGCGUGGAUAUUUGGUGGUGGAUUUGAGGUGGGAUCUCCUCAGAUGUAUGACGGCGCGGUCAUUGUGGAGCGUUCAAUUACACUCGGUCAACCGGUCAUUUAUGUUUCAAUGAAUUACCGGCUUGCUGCUUUCGGUUUCUUGGCUGGUAAAGAGGUGAAGGCAGCAGGAGUCGGUAAUUUAGGGCUCCACGAUCAACGUCAGGCACUCAGAUGGGUAAAAAAGUACAUUAGCGCUUUCGGUGGUGAUCCCACGAAAGUUACCAUCUGGGGUGAAUCUGCGGGAGCCAUCUCCGCCUCUCUUCAUAUGCUGGCUGAUGGAGGAGAUACCAAGGGACUCUUCCGCGCUGCCUUUAUGCAAUCGGGUUCUCCCAUUCCAGUUGGAGAUAUUACAAACGGCCAAAAGUACUACGAUGUGAUUGUUCAGACAACCGGAUGCGGGAAGUCAAAAGACACACUCGCCUGCUUACGGACAGUCCCGUACAAGGAACUUAAGGAUGCCAUGGACGACUCUCCCGGGAUUUUCUCCUACCAGUCAUUGAAUUUGGCAUGGCUACCUCGAGCGGAUGGUGUUUUCCUUUCCGACAAUCCGCAGAGGCUAGUUCAAGAAGGAAAGGUCGCUCAGAUCCCCAUUGUUAGCGGUGAUUGUGAAGACGAAGGAACCCUCUUCUCCCUCUCGACCCUUAACGUGACAAAUGAAAGCCAAAUUCGCACAUAUGUGAAGACGGAAUUUCUUCCAACAAUUACGGACACCGAUUUGGAUACCCUGCUGAAGGCAUAUCCACAGGAUCUUACUCAGAGCUCACCUCACGACACGGGAUUUUUGAACGCUUUAAGUCCCCAAUUCAAUCGAUUCUCGGCUUUCCUGGGCGAUGGGUUGUUCCAAGCACCCAGAAGAUUCUUCCUAAGUGCCCGCAGUGGAAAACAGAAAAUGUGGUCGUACUUGUACAGGCGCAGAGCCUUGCCGAUCUUGGGUACUCCUCACGGAGUCGACCUACUGAACAUAUACGGCGGAGGCGAGCUGGCGGUCUUCCUUAUCCGUUUCGCUAAUAACCUGGACCCUAAUGGUUCUGGAUCGACCUCAUGGCCAGAGUAUACUACAGCAUCUCCGUCUCUUUUGACGCUCGUGGAUAACGUCCUUUUCCCGAUACAAAUUACACAAGACACGUAUAGGAAGGAUGCGAUGGAUGCAAUUACGAAGAUCAUACUGGCAAAUCCACUUGGCAUUCCUCCGAACGCAUAG